CAUCUGUUUCUUUCUCUUUCUCGCUCACUCUCACUCUCAUUCUCCAUCUUUCCGUAACACCUUUCCUCUCUCCCUCCUGGGUUUGGUUUCUUGUGCGCGCGCGACGUCGACGUCGACGACGACGACGACGACGACGAGUACGACACGUCGGAAGGGAGAGAAGAAAAGCUCCCCUUUUUGCGAGAAGAAGACGCGCCGUUGGGAAAGCGUGCGGGCUUUUAGGUCCGCGCGCGUUACAUCGUCCGGGAUCGUGCGAGAAACUCGCCAAGAAGCUGGAGAACCAAAGACGAGGAAAGACGACGGAUUCAAGGUGGAAAGAAAGAUGCGGUGUCCUUCCCUCGCCGUUUUCGUCGCCGUCCUAACGACCAUACGAGCUCAAGGUCCAGCGAUUCCCGUGAGGGCGGUUCUUCGAGGUACAGCUGAGCUACCCUGCGAUAUUCGUCCACCACGACACAACGAUUCGACCGUUUCGGGACACGACUCUGCCAUUUUGGUCGUCUGGUACAAGAACGACAUGACACCUAUCUACAGUUUCGACAUGAGGGGAAAACAUCCAGAAAAACAGUGGAAAAACAAGGACCAUUUGAACGAGUUUACGCAUUUUCGAAUGGACACCGAUCCAGCUUUGUUAAUCAUCAAUAACGUCGAGGAAAAGGACGGGGGAGAUUACAGAUGUCGGGUGGAUUUCAGUAAGAGUCCUACGAGAAACUCGAGGAUCUAUCUGAACAUCAUUGUGCCACCACAUUCGCCUAACAUUAUCGACGAACAUGGAAAUCCUGUAUCGAAAGUAACCGGACCAUACGAAGAAGGUGGCGAUAUGAAGUUAACAUGCCUAGUCUCAGGAGGUCGUCCAGAACCGACGGUUAAAUGGUGGCGAGGUGAAACCUUAUUAGAUUCGAAAGACAUGUCAGGAGAGUUUCCAAGCCUUCGUCGAAAUACUUUGAUCGUGACCGAUCUCUCUCGAGCUGAUCUACACGCUGUCUUCACCUGUCAGGCUUCCAACAAUAACAUCAGUCAACCUGAAUCUGUCUCGGUCGCGAUCGAAAUGCAUCUGAGACCUCUCAGCGUGAAUAUACUUAGCAACGAGCAAACAACAAUCAGCGCCGAUAGAAAAUACAACAUCAGUUGUAUAACUGUCGGUUCAAGGCCACCGGCUAAAUUAUACUGGUACUUGGACGGGGAAAAGAUGGAGAACUAUACGGAAAAGGUAUCAACCGAUGGGAACAUGACGAGUUCCGUGUUCACUUUCAAACCUACUCUCUUCGAUCACAACAAAGUGUUGACCUGCAGAGCGGAGAAUAAUAAAGUUAGCGGUGGAUACGCCGAGGAUACCUUGAAACUCAACAUUUAUUUCGUUCCUAUCUUACGGUUGGGGCUUGGUUCCAACAUGAAUCCCGACGACAUAGAGGAAGGCGAUGAUGUCUACUUUGAAUGUAAGGUUCGUGCGAAUCCCUGGGCUUACAAAGUCGUCUGGAAGCACAACGGCAACGUCAUUCAGAACAACGCAAAGAACGGCGUGAUAGUACAACAAUACGAUCUCGCUUUAAGAAAAGUCAAUCGUUCCCAGGCCGGAAAUUACACCUGCGUUGCUAGCAACGUCGAGGGUGAUGGUUAUAGCAAUAGCGUCGAACUCAAAAUCAUGUACAAGCCAAUCUGUGUGGCCGAACAAAAGAAUAUAUAUGGAGUGGCGCGUUACGAGGACGUCAAGGUGCUCUGCAUGGUCGAAGCUUAUCCACCUCCCGAAAGCUUUAGGUGGGCCUUCAACACUAGUCAGGAACUGAUCGACAUGCCCCAGACACGUUACAAGAAUUCCACUCAUCUCAGCCAAAGCAUCCUCGUGUACAAACCGAUCACAGAUAUGGACUUUGGCAGUGUGGCUUGUUGGGCGAGCAACGCUGCUGGCCAGCAGAAGAACGCUUGCAUAUUUUACAUCAUACCCGCGGGUAAACCAGAAAUCCCUUACAAUUGUACGCUCACCAAUCAAACGACUCAGUCGCUCUCGGUCGAAUGCACUGCCGGUUUUGACGGAGGUCAAUCACAAUGUUUCGUUUUAGAAGUAUUCGACGAAGAAACCGGUGUACUGCAAGCAAAUCUUACCAGAGAUAUUCCACAAUUUACGGUACAAAACUUGGAAUCGGGCAAAGUUCUCACUAUGAUAUUGUUUGCCGUCAAUGGGAAAGGAAUGAGCGAGAAAGUCGUGCUAGAGGGUUUCACUUUAAAAGUGGCCGAGAAGCAGACAGUGCGCGUUUUGUUUACAGGUACUCAGGUGCCUUUCGAAAUAACACCCCUGUUACUUGGUCUCAUUGGGGUGUUUACCGCCCUAGUCCUAGUCACUGGAAUAAUUUUAGCAGCACUCAAAUUACGAAGCGAUAGACGAGCUCAAAGGCCUGGUGAUUUGCCUUUGAAAAAAUCUACCGCGCCUAGUUCCGAAGAUCUUUAUGAUGCCGAUGACAGAAAUCCAGACGUUAUACCAACUAAUAAAGAUUCAGAUUAUCAAUUGACCGGAUCAACUUCUGGUACGCCAUUGGCAACCCAAAAUACGCCGGAUGGAUUACCACCGUCGUCACUCCCUUCAACACAACAUAACAAUCAUCUUCAAGGACUUACCGCUUACAACGAAUACAACAAUUAUCCAACCUUACCGUUAUCCGGUGAAGUGACGUAUGCAGAGCUAUGUUUAACGAGGCCAACCACCCUGUCGACUUUGGGAACGGACACGAAGUUAGCGAAUUUAGGUACCGUCGCCGGUCUCGGAGGACUUCAGGGUUACGGAAGUGGCGUUAUCGUCGGGGGAAAACCUUACGCUAAAGAGGCAACGGUAUAUGCUUGCAUAGACCAUACCGCAAGGCCACCAAAAAUAGACACGGUGAAGAGUACAUCUUCAUGCGGAAGUACGCCGCUCUCAACGAUGAGCGGACUUUUACACGAGUCAAUGGUAACCGGAAUCACCGGGGUCACCGGAUUGACCGGAGUCACCGCGAACAAGCAUCAUCCGGGAAGGGAAGUUGUAACCGUUCGCACGCCACUUAUUUCGAGCCAAGAAAGUUGCGUAUAGGGACGCGAUUCCGACGCGCUCGGCGUUAACGAAUAUUACGUCUGAUAUGGCCGCGUCGCAUCCCACGCCAUCACCAUCACCAAGUCUCCUUCAGAACCGGGACACCCGUUCACAAACAUACCGCAAAUUGUUACAACAGGUAUGCCAGUAGCCAACCACGACACAUCUUCUUAUUAUUAUUAUUAUACUUAUUUUUAUUACUUACGCUUUUGUUUUCCCAUUACGAGUUAUCGAAAGUAUUCAUUUAUUAUUAUUUUCUUAUUGUCAAAGUAGAAAAUCAUUUUCUUCAUCAUUAUAUUUUCAUCUUCCUUACCUGGUUAUUCUUUUAAUUCUUAUAUCUACGAUAUUAUACGACGACGAUUACGAUUACAAAAAGGACGAAUUUAUUUAAACGAAGCCAUCGAUUUCAAGAUUAUUUUCCGUAAUCUUGUGUGCCUAUUAUAUUGUAAACGCCUAUUAUUAACGUAAUAUUGUAUUUACAUAGAUACAUACAUUAAUACCAUCUUACUGCCUAAAUUUAUGGAUAUAAAUGCGCCGUUGACAAAAAAAACACGUUGAUAAGAAGAUGAUUUUUAGAUCGAAUUCUCGAAAGAUAGACCAAAGCGCACGCUAUUCAUUCGCGCUACUCGAAUACGCUUCUUUCGUUUUCCCGUGUUUACAACGAAGACAAUGACAAUGACAAUGACAAUGACAAUGACGACGAUAAUGGAUUAAAAUAAAAAAUAAUUCGUCGGUCUUCGUUGGGCAUGCGGUGACAAACGUAAGUUUAUUGAAAAUAAAAAUUUACAGACAAACGUGCGUCCUAUCGACUGAUUGACGAACGCGCACAACGUCAAAACUGGCACGCGGAAGCGACGCGGUCGUUACCACGAUAUAUCAAUAAAAUAUAUCUAUAUCUAAACAUGUGAAAAAAAAACGGAAGAAAAAAAUGAUAUAUACCGAGAUGAAUUUUCUUAUUAGAAACUAUUUCGUGAUCGGUAAUUUCUAUGCACCGCGUAAAUACGCGAACGUUCCCGUGUAAUACAAUCGUACCCACGAACGUUUUAACUAAUCAACAACAAUAAAACAACAACAACAACAACGGGUGUUGUAACGAGAAUUAUCAUCUCGUACGAAUUGUAAUGAAUAUCUCAUUUCUUAGCGUGUUUACAAAAAAAAAAAAAAAAAGAAAAACUGCCCGAAUCCCCAUGUAAAUACCUUGUAAAUAAACGCAUAACGAGAUGCGACGAAGUGUGAGAAAGAAAGAAAGUUUCAUUGUGUGACGAGUAGUAGUAAUAAUGUGACAAAGGGACGAAGGACUCUGUCGCCGAUAUAAAUAAGUUCUCUUCGCGUCACUAGACAACAAAAUAUACGACGAGUGUAAUAAUAUGUCGCGAUCGGAUGCAAAUUGGUACGUUUGGAAAAUUUUUUCCAUGACAAUAAUUUCUUUUCGUCGAUCUAUAUAUCUUUAACAUAAAAAUACAUACUUCAAAAUACCCCCUUUCCUCCCCUACCCUACCCUACCCACCAUACUACUCCGUCUUACCAACCUUCUUCCCAUACCUUACCUUACCCCCCCCUUCACCCAUCUCCACCCGCAUGUUCUUACGCGUUUCUCAAUGCAGCUCGUUACGUUCUAUCUUCGGUCGACAUAUUUCUUCGAUCGGCUAUUGAAUUUUUACGCACUUUAAUCUGAAUGGACUUCGUCAGAAAAAAAAAAAAAA
Polistes canadensis is the source of this 4758-nucleotide messenger RNA. Its product is annotated as hemicentin-1-like. Gene Ontology annotation, molecular function: protein binding. Bases 323 to 3055 code for a protein of 910 amino acids. The transcript has 14 exons. Lineage: Eukaryota; Metazoa; Arthropoda; Insecta; Hymenoptera; Vespidae. The record is from RefSeq and is a predicted model, not a curated record.